Micromonas pusilla CCMP1545 is the source of this 4422-nucleotide messenger RNA. RefSeq lists its product as uncharacterized. Gene Ontology annotation, molecular function: DNA binding; ATP binding; DNA topoisomerase type II (double strand cut, ATP-hydrolyzing) activity. NCBI's taxonomy places the organism in Eukaryota, Viridiplantae, Chlorophyta, Mamiellophyceae, Mamiellales, Mamiellaceae. The record is from RefSeq and is a predicted model, not a curated record. The transcript has 2 exons. The coding region runs from base 1 to 4422 and encodes 1473 amino acids. Gene Ontology annotation, cellular component: nucleus. Gene Ontology annotation, biological process: sister chromatid segregation; DNA topological change; resolution of meiotic recombination intermediates.
AUGUCGGAGAUCGUCGAGAUGGGCGAGAACGCCCCCGCGACCAAGAAAGCCCCCGCGGCGAAGAAAGCCGCGGGGCCCGCGAAGGCGAAGCCCCUCGGCGACAGCAGCAACGCGGUCGUCGCGCCGCCGACGGCGUCCGCGACGUCGAGCCCGGGCAAAUCCAUCGAGGACAUCUACCAGAAAAAAACCCAGCUCGAGCACAUCCUCCUGCGCCCGGACACGUACGUCGGCAGCUGCGAGAAGACCGAGGCGCUGACGUGGGUGUACGACAAAGAGACGAACAAGCUCGUGCAGCGGAACAUGAGCUUCGUCCCCGGUUUGUACAAGAUCUUCGACGAGAUUCUCGUCAACGCGACGGAUAACAAAGUGAGAGACCCGACGAUGGUGACCUUACGCGUGGACAUCGACAGCGCGGAGGGCACGAUCAAGGUGUUUAACGACGGCAACGGCAUCCCGGUCGAGAUGCACAAGGAAGAGGGCGUGUACGUCCCCGAGCUCAUCUUUGGGCAUCUGCUGACGUCGUCCAACUACGACGACAACGAGAAGAAAGUCACCGGCGGACGAAACGGCUACGGCGCGAAGCUCGCGAACAUCUUCUCCACGGAGUUCAUCAUCGAGACCUGCGACGGCGCGCGCGAGCGUCGAUACCGUCAGGUGUUCAAGAACAACAUGGGCGAGAAGUGCGAGCCGGUCGUGACGAAGUGCAAGAAGAGCGACAACUGGACGUGCAUCACGUUCAAGCCCGACCUCUCGAAGUUUAACAUGACGCACCUCGAGGACGACACCGUGGCGCUGAUGUGCAAGCGCGUGUACGACGCCGCGGGGAACAUCGGGAAGAACACGAAGAUUUUUCUCAACGGCGACCGCUUGAAAGUCAAGGGGUUCAGCGAUUACGUCGACCUGUACCUCGAAGGCCGCGAAAACGCGCCGAAGGUUUUCGAAAAAGUCAACGACCGCUGGGAAGUCUGCGUCACGAUCAGUGACACCGGGAACUUCCAGCAGUGCUCGUUCGUGAACGGCAUCUGCACGAUGAAGGGCGGGACGCACGUCAACGCGGUCGCUGACGACGUCGCGACGAAGCUCCUGGAGAAGAUCAAGAAGAAGGAAAAGUCGUGCAAAAACUUGAAGUCCACGCACGUGAAGAACCACCUCUGGGUGUUCGUCAACGCGCUCAUCGAGAACCCGGCGUUCGAUUCGCAGACGAAAGAGACGCUGAACACGCGCGCGGCCAACUUUGGGAGCAAGUUCUCCGCGUCCGACGCCGUCAUCAAGAAGAUGAUGUCCAGCGGCAUCGUCGAGCAGAUUUUGUCUUGGGCGUCGUUUAAGCAGUCCAAGGAGCUGAAGAAGAACGACGGCGCGAAAAAGACGCGGCUCACGGGUAUCCCGAAGCUCGACGACGCGAACGACGCGGGCGGGAAGAACUCCGAGCACUGCACGCUGAUCCUCACCGAAGGCGACUCCGCGAAGGCGCUCGCCGUGAGCGGGCUGUCCGUCGUCGGCAGGGAUCGCUACGGCGUGUUCCCCCUGCGAGGGAAGCUUCUCAACGUCCGCGACGCGAGCCACGAGCAAAUCAUGAACAACGCGGAAAUUUCGUACAUCAAGCAGAUCUUGGGGUUAAAGCACGGGAUCCAGUACGAGUCCGCGAAGUCGCUGCGGUACGGGCACAUCAUGAUCAUGACGGAUCAGGAUCACGACGGGUCGCACAUCAAAGGCUUGCUCAUCAACUUUCUUCACGCGCACUUCCCGAGUCUGCUGAAGAUUCCCGGGUUCCUCGUCGAGUUCAUCACGCCGAUCAUCAAAGCGACGAAGGGGAAGAAGUCCGAGGUGUUCUACACGAUGCCGGAGUACGAGAACUUCAAGGAGUCCCUCGGCGACGCGGGCACGAAAGGCUGGAGCAUCAAGUACUACAAAGGUCUCGGGACGUCCACGUCCAAAGAGGCGAAGGAAUACUUCGCCGCGCUCGCGCACCACAGGAAGACGUUCACGUGGUCGGACGACAACAGCGGCGACCUCAUCGACAUGGCGUUCAGCAAGAAGAGGGUGGACGACCGCAAGCAGUGGCUCACCGCGUAUGAGCCCGGGACGUUCCUGGACAUGACCGGCGACGACGUCGGGUACGACGACUUUGUCAACAAGGAGCUGAUUUUGUUCUCGCGCGCGGAUUUGAUGCGUUCGAUUCCGUCCGUCGUGGAUGGGUUUAAACCGUCGCAGCGCAAGGUGCUGUUCUCGUGCUUCAAACGCAAGCUCAAGAGCGAUAUCAAGGUUGCACAGCUCAGCGGUUACGUCUCCGAGCACAGCGCGUACCACCACGGCGAGGCGUCGCUCGCGAGCACCAUCGUCGGCCUCGCGCAGGAUUUCGUCGGCAGCAACAACGUGAACCUCCUCGUCCCGUCGGGGCAGUUCGGCACGCGGCUCCAGGGCGGCAAGGACCACGCGUCGCCGCGUUACAUCUUCACGAGGCUCGCGCCGAUCUGCCGCGCGAUCUUUCCGGAGGCGGACGACGCGCUGCUGGAUUACAUCAACGAGGAUGGCCAGGUCAUCGAGCCGGAUUACUACCUCCCGAUUUUACCGCUCGUGCUCGUGAACGGCGCGGAUGGGAUCGGGACGGGUUGGUCGACGUCGAUCCCGAACUACAACCCGCGGGAUUUAACGGAUAACAUCCGUCGGUUACUCAACGACGAAGAGCCGGAACGCAUGCAUCCGUGGUACCGUAACUUCAACGGCUCGCUCACGGAGGAGAUCGUCAAGGGCGAGAUUCGAUACCACAUCAGCGGCGCUUACGAAAUCGUAAACGAGACGACGCUGAUGAUCAGCGAACUCCCGAUUCGCUCGUGGACGACCGACUACAAGGAGUUUUUGGAGAACAUGAUGAACCCGAAGGAGAAGAACGCCACGCCGUUCAUCACGGACUACAAGGAGCAUCACACGGACACGACCGUGCACUUUGUCGUGACGAUGACCCCGGAGAAGAUGGCGCAGGCUCAAAAAGAAGGCAUCGAGAAGAAGUUCAAGCUCUCGUCCAAGGUGAGCACGUCGAACAUGCACUGCUUCGACGCGAACGGGGGCAUUCAAAAGUACUCGAACCCGGAGGAGAUCAUGAAGGCGUUCGUCCCGCUGCGUCUGAAAGCGUACGAGAAGCGCCGGACGAUGCUCAUCCGCCAAGCCGAGUCCGAGCUGAAGCGUCUCGCGAACAAGACGCGAUUUAUCCUCGCCGUCGUCGACGAGAAGCUCUCCAUCGGCCGCAAGAAGAAGUCAGCGCUCGUCGAGGAGCUCGAGUCGCUCGGUUUCGACAAGAUGACCAAGACGCAAAAGGUUUCCGCGGCGAUCGACGAGAUUGCGGAAGGGGACGAAGAAGCCGCGGAUGCCGUCGAGUCUGGCGCAAACUACGACUACCUCCUGUCCAUGCCGCUGUGGAACUUGACCCAGGAGAAGGUGGACGAGCUCGUCACGGAGAAGGAGUCGAAAGAAGAGGAAGUCGCCGCGCUGCACGCGACUACGGACAAAGAGCUCUGGAUCAAAGACCUGGACGCGUUCGAGGAAGCGCUCAUGGCGUUUGACAUCGAGGACGCGAAGCAAGCGGCGGAUCUCGCCAAGCAGCAACGCGCCGCCGCGCGCAACGCGACCAAGGCUGGGAAGAAGGCGCUCGCGGCGAAGAAGAAGAAAGGGAAGAAGAAGCAGUGGGACAGCGAAGACGAAAGCAGCGAAGAGGAGGAAGAGGACGACUGGAGCGACGACGACGAUUUCGUGGAGGUCAAGCCGAGGAAGCGCGCGCCCGUGAAGCUCGCCGUGGUGAAAGCCGCGGCGGAGAAGCCCGCCGUCGCGAAGGCGGCGGCGGCGGCGGUGAAACCCGCCGAUAUCGCGGCUGCCACUGCAGCCCCGGCGCCGCCGGCGGCGAUUCCCGAACCCGUGGAGGACGUCGACAGCGACGAAGACGAGUUCGCGCCGAAGCUGUCCCUCGCGGAGCGGCUGUUGCGGCGCGCCGGGGAGAACGGCGCGGCCGCGGCGCGGCCCGUCGCGGCGCCGGCGCCGGCGAAGGCGAAGCCUGCGCCCGUGGCGACGAAGCCGCCGCCCGCGGACGGCGCGUUCGACUUCACCGAGGAGGAGAACGACACGCCGCCGAAGAAGAAGCCCGCGGCCGCGGCGAAGAAGCCCGCGGCGAAGAAACAGACUCUCGCCGCGGCGGCGACGAAGGCAAAGGCGGACACGCCAAAGGCGAAAAAGUCGAAGAAGGCUGCGGACUCGGACGACGAGUCCGAUUUCGGAUCGAGCGACGAGGAGGACGAGAUCGUCGCGUCCGUGAAGCCGCGAUCCGUGGCCGCGAGACGCGGGGGCGCCGCGCGGGUGGUGUACGCCGAGGACAGCGAGUCCGAGGAGGACGAGGACGAGGACGCCGAGGACGAGGACGAUUCUGACUUUGAGUGA